Messenger RNA from Drosophila serrata, 252 nucleotides. RefSeq lists its product as uncharacterized. Lineage: Eukaryota; Metazoa; Arthropoda; Insecta; Diptera; Drosophilidae. The record is from RefSeq and is a predicted model, not a curated record.
AUGCGUUGCUUCCUUCUGAUUGCCUUCUUCGCUCUGAUGAUCGUCCUGGUGGCCGCCAAGGCAGGACCUCAGCAUGGUCAGCAUGGAGGAGUUAAGCAUGAGGGACCUCAGCAGGGAGGAUCGAAGCCGGGAUUGCCUCUGAAUGGCACCCUUCCCGCAUUGAAUGGCACCACCCCCACCACCGCCAAUGAGACAACCACUGAGGGCAGCACCACCGAGGGCACCACCACCACUGUGGCCGCUUCCACCUAG